AUGUGGUCGUCUUCACAGCCUUUGUGCCAAUUUUCAUAUGAAUAUAGUUAUAUCACGCGAGGGAACUCAGACCCUCAAAAAUCAGGCUCAUCACUGAGCGACUCGAGUAAUGUCGACUCCUUCUGUUUCUUUGAAUAUAACAACGACAAGUAUUUUGCAAUAGGAGACCACUCUGGAAGACUUUCAGUCUUUAAUUACUUCAGUGGAGUUAUACUCAAGUCGGUGACAAUCAAAUCAUGUGCGACUGGACAACUCCGCGCAAAGAAGUUUGCGAUGUUUCUGAAGGAAGUUAUUGAAGAGACGGAGGAGAAGAUCAAACGAGUGAAUAAAGCAAGACUGUCGCGCGGGAUCAUUUCAUUGCAAAAAACUGGACAAGUAAUAGACACGACGCCGAUACUGAAAGAGAACAAUAUCAUCGACGACUACACCGCAGAGGCAAAGAAAAAGGAAGAGAUCGACGCAGAAUUGGCAAGUCUGACAAAUGAAAUGGAUGAACUCAAAAAGAUGCAUCAAGAUCUUCAAAUACAAUUCAAACAAUUGACGCCAUCAACUGAGUAUAUUUUAUUGACAACAGCUGAGAAUUAUAUUAAAGAAGUGUUUGAAAAAUAUAAUUUUGAUUGUGAGAGUAAAAUGAUAUCAAGUGGAGCUAUAGGAGAUGUAGUCUUUUUAGAUGGCGUUUUAUGCGUCGCGUUUCGUAAAGAUCUCCAUAAAAUCUCGUUCACGGAAUUUAUAGAAAAUCAACAAGACGAAUGGAUUGUCAAAGAAGGUUCAAAUACUGUACAUGAUGGAAUGAUCAAAAAAAUCCACAUCAUCGAUAAUAUCCUCGUUACUAUUGCAAAUGAUAAAAAAAUAGCUUUAUGGACUAUCCAGAACGAAAUGCCCCUUUGUAUCAUUUUAAGAGAAAGCGAUGAUUAUUACAAAACGUCCGAAGUCAUUACUUAUAACAACCAAAACUAUUUGUUCAUUUCACGACAAAACGAAAUCCACGUCUUUUUGAUGGACACACAAAAUCCAACGAAUUCUCACUUUCUCCAAAAACUCGAAGUCAACGGAAAAUCAAUCCACGAGGAUGACGUGGACAUCAUUGCUCAAACCAGCCAAAACCGCAUUUUAACGGCAUCGUGUGAAGGUCGAGUAGUUAUUUGGGAUUUAAAAUCUUUAACAUUCUCUCAAUUGAUUCAUUUAAUUUCACAUAACACUGAUCAAAAGAAAUUAUAUAAUAUAUCGGCAAUGGUUUCGGUUUUAGAAAGUAAUGGCAUAACUCAUUAUUUAACAUUUGGGCAAUGGAUAGUCGCCCUUGAAGAGAAAAACGGGGUGUUUAGUGACAUCUCUCCAAAACGAAAUGAAGACGUAUUUCAACAACCGUAUGGAAAAUAUUCCGUUGACGUGACACAUAUUCUUACCAUCGGAAAUAUCGUUUUGGUAGUCACGGCAGAAAGUGGGACUAUUUAUAUUCACAUGAAAAACAAAAAGCCACGUGGAAGAGAUGAAUUAGUUUUUAUUGAAAGUAUUAAUCUCAAUGGAAAAAUAACGGCCGUACAUAUGUUAGAUAUAGACGAAGGGAGUUUCAUAGUUACCAUUAAUGAUGGGACUGUUUUGAUGCUCAAAGAUUCCGCAAAGGAAAUGAAAAGAAGGCAGACAUUGUUCCUCGCUGAAAUGCAAGGAUUUUAA
Molecule: messenger RNA, 1671 nt
Organism: Entamoeba invadens IP1
Lineage: Eukaryota; Evosea; Mastigamoebida; Endamoebidae
Exons: 1
Coding region: 1-1671 (556 amino acids)
Molecular function (GO): protein binding
Source: RefSeq, a predicted model, not a curated record